Molecule: messenger RNA, 2390 nt
Organism: Rattus norvegicus (Norway rat)
Lineage: Eukaryota; Metazoa; Chordata; Mammalia; Rodentia; Muridae
Product: disintegrin and metalloproteinase domain-containing protein 28-like
Source: RefSeq, a predicted model, not a curated record
GUCUCUAACUUAACUAUUGAGCAACAGAAAAUUGUUCCUGUUCCAAGAUUCCAAAUUCUAAUUGUUUGUAGAGUCUUAGAACUCACAAGAAUUCCCUUUACAAAAUACCUUUUUGUUUCCCUUAGGAUAGCUGUUACAACCAAGGACACAUCAUAAACGAUAAAGUUUCAGCAGCCAGCAUCAGCACGUGUCAAGGGCUAUGAGCUGACACGAAAUGCCCUACUCUGGGAUGAAAAGACUGGAGGAAACUCGAUGCCUUUGGAAAGUUUUGAGCCUAAAAAGCCUGGGGUUGUGUGCAGAGCAGAAAAAGAUGAGUGUGAUCUGCCUGAAAUGUGUGAUGGGGAAGUCCUUCAGGAAGGGGAAGUCAAGGAGGCAGUUGGUUAUAUUGUAUCCCAAAUCAGGAAGCAGAAGAAGAUGAAACCCAGGAUGAGUCCAGCUUUUUCCUUUUUAUGCAGUCUGGGGCUACAGCUCAUGGAUGAUGCUAUCCAGACUCAAGAAACCAAGGUUGCAAAUAAGUCAUGUUACAAGCAGAAUGAAGGUGGGUCAAAGUACGGAUACUGUCACGUGGAGAAUGGUACCCACAUGCCCUGCAAAGCCAAGUGUGCAUUAAUGCAGAGUGUGUGGACAUGGAGAAGACAUACAAGUCAGCCAACUGCUCCUCCAAGUGCAAAGGCCACGCAACUUCUCAACCGUGGUUGGUGUGUUCUUCCCCAUGGCAGUCAUAUUUGUGGUGAUUGCUAUAGUGAUCUAUCACCAAAGUGCCAGAAGAAAACAAAGGAGAGUUCAGAGGCUACCACCCAUCAAGGAUGCCAAGCUACACAGGCAGAAGUGUAGACCCCAAAAGAUGAGUCAAAUGAAAAAGCUCCAUGUGUCUGAUCUGCCCACUGAAGAGCAGGAGCCUCCACCUGAUGUUCUAAUCACAGAGCCAAAUUUCCUACCACCACCAAUUCCUAUUUCCUUGGACCGAAUGCAAAAGUCUGAAGCAACAACUAAACCAGGGUCGAUGAUCAGAUGGUAAGAGUGGAAAUGUCGAUGUUUUGGAUGGAAAGAAGAUGUGCUUACUUCAUUCUUACUAGUGCUCUUGACCCUCAGAGGUUAACAUGUUCUGGUUUGUGCUAUAUUUUGAAGAGAUUAAAACAUUUAAGAAACACACUUUUGAAAAUAUCCAUGCUAAUUUAAAUGAUCUCCUUUCCAUACUCCUAGGGAGAUGGCUAAAGGAAUAUAUAAACUGUAAAACUCUAGUUGAUCCCCCUCCCCCUUUAUUUUUACUAUAACAUUGACUGAUAGCUCGAAUAUCUUGAAGGCCUUAAAUUUCUCAUUUGGAUAGGAAUGAUGUACUCUCUAAUGAAAAUUAAACAGGACAGAAAGGACAAAACAAAAUCAUAAGACACUGGGGAGGUGCAUUCAUUGCUAACUAAGUAGCAACGUCUUGAUUCUUUUAACUUGUCAAAUUAGAACAUCCAGUUUAAAAAAUGUAUGUAAGCACCCUGUUUUAUGUGUCCAUGCUACCCUUUCUCCUGACGUUUGUAUUAACCUUGUUAUUUGGGAGUAUUCUACAAUCCAGUAAAAUGUGUUAAUUAAAAAAAAUUAGUCACAGAUAUUUGUAUGCCAACUACUGGCAUGGUUAGAGGAAACCUCCCUUUCUAAAUAGAUAGAUAAUGUUUUAGCUAAAGAAAUGAACAUAAACCAGAAGUCACAAACUAGCGACCUGCUGGCUGGGUUUGGAUUACAGAUGUGUUUUAUUUAGUCUAAAUUAAAGAUGUUGACCACACAAAGUUUAUUUUUUAAACUGUUUUUGGUUUCUUAGAAAUAAAUUUUAAGUUGUGAGAUCUUGCAUAAACAUCUAAAUUCCUGGAUUAAAAGAAAAAAAUCAGAUGGUCUGUCAACAACAGAACCAUGUUGUCUUUAACAUCUUCGGCUUCAUUGACAGAUGGUAGAACCAAUAUGGUUGGUUGGGUACCAAAUACCCCCUUCCUUGCUUUAGGAACUCUAAUUUAGUCUCACUGUCCAGUUUUAGAAUGAUGGGCACAACUCCAUACAUGUUAUGCUAGCCCACUCAUAACAAUCACAAUAUUGGUUUUGCCAGAGAUUUGUAAAUAGAUGGGUAACUCCCCAUUUUGUUCCUGUGGAUGAGGGAGGAGACAUGUUGGGAAAUUUCUGAGGGAUAUUUCUCCAUUCAUCCUUUCUUCUGGUUGUUGACAUGUGAUACUUCUGCAGCUGUGCUGUGAUCUGAAGGAAAAGAUGAUGUGAACAAGAUAGAGCCGGGAGAUAAACAAAAUUAACUGCACUUCCUAAGAUGUUAUUGAACUGGUAGAUUAACAAUUGUUGAAGUGGGUGCACUUUUUGCUAGGACUUCUUGUACAAUCAAUAAAUUUUCCUUGUUGUCCAAA